This is a messenger RNA of Mizuhopecten yessoensis (Yesso scallop), 471 nucleotides long. Its product is annotated as solute carrier family 22 member 21-like. Lineage: Eukaryota; Metazoa; Mollusca; Bivalvia; Pectinida; Pectinidae. The coding region runs from base 26 to 379 and encodes 117 amino acids. The transcript is spliced from 2 exons. The record is from RefSeq and is a predicted model, not a curated record. Gene Ontology annotation, molecular function: transmembrane transporter activity.
UGAAUUGGUUCCAAUUGUGUUGGCAAUGAUAGGGAAAACGGGAAUGGCGGUAGGCUUCAGUGUUAUCUACGUGUGGUCGGCGGAGCUUUUCCCGACUGUGGUCCGAAACACUGGCAUGGGGAUAAGUACGUCCUUGGGAAACAUGGGAUAUAUGGCGGCCCCAGGUGUUGCAAGAUUGGCCACGGUGGUUCCUGGGCGGAUAGGACAUGCAGUCCCCCUUUUCGUGUUUGGAUUUCUAUCUCUUAUUGCAGCCUUAUUGACAUUGAGUCUUCCAGAAACACAGAACGCAAAUCUUCCAGAAACGGUUGCUCAUGCCAAGGCCAUGAUCAGAAAGAAACAAUACCAACCCAGUAGUAGCAAAGAAAUAGUUGCCGAAUGAAUUGAUAUAUCUUUGGUCAAUUCAUAAAAACAAAUUAAAGCGCUUGAUAAAACCAAUGAGUGACUCUAUAUUUUUUCGGUGACCAUGGUAGC